Messenger RNA from Sclerotinia borealis F-4128, 1485 nucleotides. The record is from the annotation of a GenBank genome assembly. NCBI's taxonomy places the organism in Eukaryota, Fungi, Ascomycota, Leotiomycetes, Helotiales, Sclerotiniaceae.
AUGUAUAUCCUGAUAUUUGUAUCGAUUGUAAUCGGGAUUUGUUUGUCGAGUCCUUUGUUCAGAGGUUCGGAGAUCAAGAGGGAUGGUAAAGCUUUGAGACGGCCACCAAAUACAUUACCGCUAGUUGGAAAUGGUAUUCUCUUCCUUCAAGCUCGUCAUAAGCUAUUCUCAUGGUUUGUCAAGUGCGAACGGAUAUUUGGUUUCGAGACAUUUGAGAUUUCAGUCCCGUCGUUACCACCUGGUGUGGUGAUUAAUGAUCCAAAAAAUCUCGAGUAUGUUAUGAAGAAUGAAGGAAUCUUUGCAAAAGGGGACUUCUUUAAGAGGAGGUCCUGGGAUUUGUUUGGGAAUGGCAUCAUCAAUGCCGAUGGAGAUUUAUGGAAGGUGCAGCGAAAAGCUGGUUUGAAUUUCUUGAAUGUUGCAAAUCUGAAAGUUCUUACCGAUGUUGCACUCCCAGAGUAUCUCGGUGAGACUUUGUACCAGCUUACAUUUGCGAGAGACGGCGAUAUCAUCGAUCUGGAGGCUGUUUUUCAUGAAUUGACCACAAAGCUCAUGGGCCGGAUGGCAUAUGAUAUGGACAUGAGUUCCGGCGAUCCGUUCUCUUUAGCUUUCGACUACGCAUCUGGGGCUACUUGUGAGAGGUUUCAAAACCCUCUUUGGCCGAUCACUGAAAUGGUAUUUGGUGGUCGUUUUAGAUCAUCAAUAGCAAAGGUUAAAGCGUUUGGUACUGAAAUUGUAUCGAAUGCCGUCAAGGCUCGACAAGAGCAAGAUAAAAAAUGCACCAAGUCAAGCUCUUUGGAGGCUAUCUCUGGCAGUUUAAUUAACUCUUUAUUGGAUUCAAUUGAUGAUCAUCAAAUGGUAGCAGACGCAGCUCUGAAUUAUCUAUCAGCAGGUCGUGAUACUACCGCGCAAGCACUAACUUGGGCUUUCUAUCUUCUCAUGCGUAACCCAGCAGCGGUGGAUAAAGUACGACUAGAAUUAGCCUCUCUGGAUCGUAAAGACCGGCACGGAGUGUACGCAUUACCCACACCCACACUCGUGCCAUAUAUCAUGGCAGUCUUCUAUGAAUCCUUGAGACUUUACCCACCGGUGCCGUUUGAAAUUAAGCAAUGCGAGCAAGCAAACACAUUACCCGAUGGAACAUUCCUUCCUAAGAAUGCUGUACUUGUUUGGUGUCCAUGGGCAAUGAACCGAUCAAAAUUUACUUGGGGUGAGGAUGCUGAUGAUUUCAAACCCGAGAGAUGGCUAGAAGAUGGCGUUCUGAUUUCAAAGACGGCUUUUGAGUACCCAGUAUUCAAUGGAGGACCUCGCACCUGCUUGGGAAAGAAGAUGGCAGAAGUAGUGGCUGCUCAAGUCAUUGCAUUGUUAGUGGAACAGUUCAACUUCACGCCGAUAGACAACAAAGAGAGAAUCAGUAAGAAUAGUCUUACUUUACCCAUGAAGGGCGGCUUGCCGUGUAGAGUCAGCGGUUAUCUUGGCCCUGCAUGA